CGCGCCUUGGGGUUACGAAGGGCGGAGCGGCAACAUGGCGGCGCCAGGAGCUGGUGAUUCUCUCGAUGCUAAGAGUGGAAAGGCCCCCGUGGCUCAGCGCAUCGACCCAACUCGAGAGAAGCUGACUCCCGCGCAGCUGCAGUUCAUGCGGCAGGUGCAGCUCGCCCAGUGGCAGAAGACUCUACCGCAGCGGCGGACCCGGAACAUCGUGACCGGCCUGGGCAUCGGGGCCCUGGUGUUAGCUAUUUAUGGUUACACCUUCUACUCCGUGUCCCAGGAGCGUUUCCUAGAUGAGCUGGAGGACGAGGCCAAAGCUGCCCGAGCCCGAGCCAUGGAGAGGGCAUCGGGACCCUGAACCAGAUGGGCACUAUGCAUCUCCAACCUGCUGGAGCCCCUUCACGUGGUGGAUGAUGCCCCAUGACCCUGUGGAAAUCAAAGCCUGCACACAGCAUUGCUGGCCUCAACCUUGGACGAUGAAUGAGCCCAAGAAGCCAGGGAUUUAUUGCGUUUGGCCUGGUCAAGGGAAUAUUGGCCACUUCAUGCUCACUGUGUCCAGUCACUGAGCCCUUCUUAUAGUAUGUUUCCUUAUUUGAGAGUUGUACAACCUUGACCUUGGCUUUUAUCCGUCUUUCUAACUUUGUGGUUUACCUUCUCCACCUCCCAGGGGCUUAGCUGUUAUAGGGGUGGGGUGGCAACUCUGUGUGGUGUUGGAACCUAAAGUGGAAAAGAUGGGGUUAGGUUGAGAAUAAUAAACUGAGUCACCUCUCUUGGAGCCAAGAUGCGUGUGUUGAGGCUGAGGGAUGGCAUGACCAUGCUGGAAAGCUCCACAAGCAGUAGCUGCAGCAGUGGCAUUGCCCCAGGGAGCUGUAAAUGUUUAACUAGAAUUACUUUUUUCCAUGAGAUGUUUCCAUCUGAUUUAAGGGAGAGAUCAUGGUAGGUCACUGGGCUGUGUGAGACCAGACUAUGUCUCCAGGGAGGGAAGGUCACUCUUUUGUCCUCUACCCUUAAAAACAAUACACCCCUACUCCCAACUUUCCUGCCUUUACCCAUUCUGAGAGGUGUAGAUGAAAGAUGAGGGAAUUAAAAUUCUUUUAAUUUC
Molecule: messenger RNA, 1099 nt
Organism: Herpailurus yagouaroundi (jaguarundi)
Lineage: Eukaryota; Metazoa; Chordata; Mammalia; Carnivora; Felidae
Gene: COA3
Product: cytochrome c oxidase assembly factor 3
Exons: 2
Coding region: 35-355 (106 amino acids)
Biological process (GO): mitochondrial respiratory chain complex IV assembly
Cellular component (GO): mitochondrial inner membrane
Source: RefSeq, a predicted model, not a curated record